UUUUAGUACUCACUAUGUCAAAAGAUAAAGUAAUUAAUGUUCGGCUGAAUAGUGGUAAUUAUUCGUAUUGGGCAAGUGUGAUGAAAAAUUUUCUUGUCGGCAAGGAAGUGUGGGGUCAUGUGACGGGCCUUAUUGUGAAACCUCCUCCUGUGAAUGUGAAAGAUGAUGAUCCUACAUAUGCGGCGAAACAUGCAGAGUAUGUCAAAAAUUUUGGCAAAUGGGAAGUUGCAAAUGCACGAAUUCUUACAUGGUUUCAUAAUUCUUCCGAACCUAGCAUCGGCAUGAACUUUUCAAGAUAUGACACUGCCAAAGAAGUUUGGGAUUACCUGAAAAGGAUGUAUUUUGAGUCCAACUUUGCAAAGCAAUAUGAACUUGAGGGCUCUAUUCAACGGGCUACGCAGGGAGAUAAAACCAUUCAGGAAUUCUACAAUGAAAUGACUCAAUAUUGGGAUCAAUUGAUGCUAAUGGAACCCGUAGAAUUGCAAUCUCUUGAUUUCUAUGUAGCAUACCGUGAGAAACAACGUCUUGUACAGUUUCUCAUGGCCCUCUGUGAUCAAUUUGAGCCUCUUCGGGGGGCCAUCCUUCAUCGUUCUCCCCAACCAACAGUUGAUGGUGCCGUUCAUGAGCUCAUAGCUGAGGAAACUAGGUUCAAGGUUGCAUCUGUUGCAGCUCCCUCUCAGUCUGUAUUUGUUGCGCCAUCGGUUCAGCCUACUUCGUAUAUGACACCUCUCUUGCUUACACCGUCCUCUCACUUGAUUCAGGUUACUGGAAAACCUAAACCUCGUGUUGCUUUGGAUGAGUGUAGCUUUUGUCGCUAAAAAGGGCACUGGAAGCAUGCAUGUCCGAAAUUGUUACAUAUGACAAGUAGCACUCCUCGUUCGAAGCCCACCUCCUCUAGGCCCGCACAGCAACAUUCUCGGCCCCCACAGCAGUACGUUCGUCCUCCGGCUGCUUUCGUAGCUCCCGCAACUGAUAGUAUUCCACAUUAUCCCUCUUUUGAGCAGUAUCAAGAGUAUCGUGCAUAUUUGGCUGCCACCCAAGGAGGUCAUUCUCAAGCUUCUGCUAUGACCACUACUCCGUCAGGUUUGCAUGGUUCCUAUACCACAUGAUCAGAUGUCGAAGAAGCAGAUUGGGACCGGGCGUAGAGUUGGCGAUCUAUAUGUUUUGGAGACUUUGCAUGUUCCUAUUGAGUCUACUACCACUGCUAUGUCAUCCUUUUGUUUAAAUCAGAAGUCUUCCCCCUUUUAUCUUUGGCACUCUCACUUAGGGCAUUUAUCUAGUGAACGUUUGAAACUUUUACUUAAGUCUGGCUAUUUGGGAAACAUUUCUGCAAGCGAUAUCUCUUAAUGCAGUGGUUGUAAGUUUGUCAAAAUGUCUGUUCUACCUUUUAAUAGAAGUACUUCUGUUUCUAAUUCUCCGUUUCAGCUUGUUUAUACGGAUUUGUGGGGUCCCUCCCCAAUUGUUACUAAAGGUGGUUCUCGAUAUUAUGUCUCUUUUGUUGAUGAUUAUAGUAGGUUUACGUGGGUAUAUUUGUUGACAUGCAAGUCAGAUUUUUACCAAGUAUAUCGCAAUUUUCACUCCAUGGUUCAAACUCAGUUUUCAACAGAAAUCAAAAUUC
Molecule: messenger RNA, 1618 nt
Organism: Rhododendron vialii
Lineage: Eukaryota; Viridiplantae; Streptophyta; Magnoliopsida; Ericales; Ericaceae
Exons: 2
Coding region: 15-818 (267 amino acids)
Source: RefSeq, a predicted model, not a curated record